Messenger RNA from Salvelinus fontinalis (brook trout), 6840 nucleotides. Its product is annotated as collagen alpha-2(IV) chain-like. The coding region runs from base 254 to 5305 and encodes 1683 amino acids. Gene Ontology annotation, cellular component: collagen trimer; basement membrane. The record is from RefSeq and is a predicted model, not a curated record. The transcript has 47 exons. Lineage: Eukaryota; Metazoa; Chordata; Actinopteri; Salmoniformes; Salmonidae. Gene Ontology annotation, molecular function: extracellular matrix structural constituent.
GGACCACUUCAAUUUUUGACUGUUAGGAGAAAGACUGCCCUCAGUCUUUUGGUAAUUUUGUCUGUAUAUUUGAGGAUAGUGUGGUACGCGAGCGACCGGGACAACUGUGCGGUGAUUUGAGUUCUUGCCGCGAGACUCUUCCCCGACAGCGCAACACAUCCCAGGACGAGUGCACACAACGACUUUUCGUUCGUGGCCCGCCCGAUAUGCAUUCGGGCAGUCGCACCUGGAGAAGAAGAUAAGCGCAGUAAGAAUGAAGUUUGAAGUUCAUAUGAGCGGGACAAUGCAGACAAGACACCAGAUUGAACUGAAGAGCCUGAAGUUUCUGUUUCUAUGUCUUUCCGUGGCCAUCCUAGCAUCAGGAGUUGACGCAGGUGGUAAGAAGGACAAUGGGCCAUGUGGAGGAAGAGACUGCAGCGGGGGAUGCAAAUGUUUCCCUGAGAAGGGCGCCAGAGGCCAACCUGGUCCUCUUGGCCCGCAGGGACCCCAUGGGCCUCCAGGGGGCCUAGGGGACUCAGGAGUCCAAGGAGUCCAAGGAGAGAAGGGCGACCGGGGCAGAGGAGGCUUCAUCGGCCCCAAGGGUUCUGUGGGGAUGACUGGUGUUCCAGGGUUUUCUGGAUCGGACGGUAUUCCUGGCCAUCCAGGACAGGCAGGGACUCGUGGGAAACCUGGAGCAGACGGGUGCAACGGAACACAUGGAGAUUCAGGGUUGGCAGGGAAACCAGGCUACGAUGGCCAGCCCGGGUAUAAUGGUCAGGCAGGCAGAAAGGGACAGAAGGGAGACACUCUGGAGCUUAGUGUGUUCAUGGAGCGGUUCAGGGGAGAUUCAGGACAGCCCGGAUAUCCUGGAUUUGUUGGUCCUCAGGGUUACCCAGGUCGGUCGGGCUACAGAGGACUCCCAGGACCACAGGGCCCAUUAGGGUUUCCUGGCCUUCCUGGACCAAAGGGCACCAUGACCAAAGUGUUGAAGGGGGUCAAAGGAGAAGCGGGUGAGGCUGGACAGCAAGGUCCCCCAGGGAACUCCACCCAUCAGCAUACCAGCCCACUUACCGGACCCUACGGCAGAAAGGGUGACAAAGGGUUGAAAGGUGAAACUGGAGUUGAGGCUGACAACAAAGGAGAGACUGGGAUUAUGGGGAUGCCUGGGCAAAGGGGUGUCCCUGGUCGGGAUGGAGAGCAAGGACUAAGGGGGGACCUUGGAGAACCAGGAUUUAGGGGCAGAGAUGGCCAACAGGGUGCCAUCGGAGAACCUGGGGAGUUGAUCUAUUAUGAAGGUCCCUCAGGAGGACCUAACAGAGUUGGCCCCCCUGGACAGCUGGGACCCCAGGGAGAGAUGGGUUUGCAGGGGGAGAAAGGUCUGCCAGGCCGGGCUGGACCUCCUGCUAGGAAGAGUGAUAGUCAAUUACAAGUGGAGUACCUGUGGGGUCCGUUCGGGGAACCGGGGGUAAAGGGAGAGACGGGCCCACCUGGAGAGCCAGGUAUCCCUGCUCUCAGCCCCGGACCCCCAGGUAUCGACGGCAUUUCUGGGUUGAGGGGCCCACCCGGACCACCAGGAUCAUGGGCGGACUUCUACAAGGGAUUUGCUGGGUCGAGAGGGCGGCCAGGCUCUGCAGGGAGAAAAGGACUGAAAGGUGAUCAUGGGUUGUGUGAGUGCAACAUUGUCCACUCUCCUCCGGGCCUGCCUGGCCCUGCUGGUAGCCAAGGCGACCCUGGAAUGAGUGGCGAGUUUGGUCAGCAGGGCGAGCCAGGCGAGCCAGGACCCCAAGGUGUCAUCGGACUGCCUGGGUUCCCUGGUGCCACAGGACAACCGGGUCCAAAGGGCAGGAAGGGCGAGUUGAUUUGGGCCAAAGAGAAAGGAUAUGCCGGGGACCCAGGAGAUCCGGGUGCGACUGGUGACCCAGGAUUGCAGGGCUUCCCUGGGCCAAGUGGGAUCAAUGGAUUCCCUGGGAACCGUGGUCUUUCAGGGGACGCACCUGAGGGACUCACUGGAGAAAAGGGUUAUCCUGGCCGGUCGGGUCUCCCUGGGUUGUUUGGACAGAUGGGAGAACCGGGACGAGUUCUAGGUGCCACUAAAGGGGUCAGAGGGUUACAAGGCGAUGAUGGGGAUGAUGGGGAGCCGGGUUACGCUGGUGUCAAAGGUCGAGCUGGAGAUCCAGGAGUGUCUGGCUGUAGUCCGAGAGGAGAUGGACGGCUGAAUGACAAAGGCGAUUGUGAUGCCGUACCCGGACCACCCGGUAUGCCAGGACCCCAAGGGUUAGUGGGUUUCCCAGGCAUCCCAGGUCAAAAUGGAUUCACAGGUCCACUUGGAGAUGACGGGGCCAAAGGAGAGAUAGGAGAGCAAGGCAUAGGAGGGUCUCCUGGACAGCCAGGUUUCACUGGCCCCCGUGGAGACUUGGGUCAGCCCGGCACCAAGGGUAAACCUGGAGAUCAAGGUCAGCCUGGCCAACAGGGUCGGGACGGGGAGUCCGGGGAAAAGGGACCACACGGGGAGAUCUGGGGAGCGUCGACCGGACAAACUGGAGAAGUGGGUCUUCCUGGAGAGCAGGGACCUAAAGGUUUUAGCGGAGAGCCUGGAAACGAGGGCUACCCAGGGAUGGGUGGUAUGCCUGGGAUGAUUGGGUUCAAGGGCGACGUGGGUCCUUCAGGUCUACAGGGGGAGCAAGGAAGACCGGGAGCUGCUGGGAAGUACGGCUGGAAAGGUGUACCCGGACAGGCUGGAGUCCAUGGACCAACAGGAAGCUUCGGACAACCAGGUUUGAGCGGAGGAAGGGGUGAUCAGGGGGAUCCUGGCGCCCCGGGGCCAAUAGGACUAAAGGGGACACCAGGGGAGUUUGGAGGUCUGGGUGCUGAGGGAAACACCGGACACCUGGGUGACCCUGGAGAGCCAGGACCUACAGGACACUCUGGCCUGCCAGGGUUCAAAGGUAUCAAAGGUUCUCGUGGCAUGUCAGGGUUUGGAGGUAUGCCCGGUGAGUCGGGCCUGAAGGGCUUCUCUGGACAGAAGGGAGAGGAUGGCAUUCCUGGCGGAUUUGGACAGAAAGGAAUCAUGGGCGACUAUGGUUCAAAGGGUGAACGUGGUCUGAGUGGCCUGCCAGGCGAGAAGCCCCACAUCCCUCGUCAGAUCAUCAAUGACAUGAAGGGGACCAAGGGAGAAGAUGGAACACCAGGACAAAUCGGAUUUACUGGACCCAGAGGUCCUAAAGGUUUUCCCGGAGUUCCGGGUAUGGAGGGCUACCAUGGCGUUCCCGGAGACCCCAGCGAUGAGAAGGGUUUCCCAGGCAACCCAGGGGCGCAGGGACUUCCAGGGCCAAAAGGAAUGCCAGGUCCGACUGGAUCAAAUGGAAUCAGCGGCUUUCCUGGGAUGUCUGGUCACAGGGGGGAGAAAGGUACCCCCGGUGCCUACGGAUCUUCAGGAGAUCCAGGAGGGAAGGGUGUCAAAGGUGAAGAGGGUCCCAUAAUCGACAUGCCCGGAUCCACAGGACUGAGGGGGGAGGAUGGUUUCCCAGGGGUUCCAGGUCAGAAGGGCUACAUUGGGAAUCUGGGAGACAGGGGCGGUGGUGGUUUCCAUGGUAUUGACGGCAUGAAAGGGGGGCCGGGAGAGCCUGGCACAGGAGGUCCUAUAGGAUCUGAUGGUCAAGGAGGGUUUCAAGGCAACCAGGGUACGAAGGGAUGGCCUGGGGUCCCCGGAGAAUCAGGCACAAAUGGACGACCAGGCUUCCCAGGACAGAGAGGUUUUCCUGGACUAAAGGGUAUAUUGGGACUGGAUGGACUGAAGGGUGAGAAGGGCAUCCCUGGACUUCCAGGUCAGGAUAACUUGGGAACCCCAGGUGUUCCUGGUGCUAAGGGAACGAGGGGUGAGACAGGUAUACCCAACUCAGAGGUCGGGACCCCAGGAUCGCUGGGUUUGAAGGGCGUUCAAGGACAACCAGGUGACCAGGGCCAGGUGGGACCCCCAGGGUUUCAGGGCCCUCAUGGACCACAGGGCACCUCAGACACACCUGGACCAUCAGGAGACCCUGGCUUCCCUGGAUCCAAAGGGCUGCCAGGUUUCCCUGGGCCCCGUGGAUAUCCUGGUGAGCCCUCUCCAUAUGGAGAGAAGGGUUUAGCUGGCCACUAUGGCUUCCCUGGAUUCUCUGGUCUGAAAGGAAAGCAGGGGGAUCAGGGACCAUCAGGCUACAAAGGACAGAGUGGAGUGUCUGGGAAGAAAGGUGUGAAGGGAGAGCAAGGGAUGAUGGGAAUUCCUGGUAGGUUUGGUUUCCAAGGAGACCGAGGUCCUUCCGGCCCAAAAGGAAGUACUGGACCCAUAGGUUAUCCGGGAGCCCCAGGUAACCAGGGCCCAGCCCCAGUCCCCCUCAGGAUGCCAGGAGAAAGGGGUGCUCCAGGGCCUCAGGGCAUCCGAGGACCAGAGGGGGUACGAGGGGAGACUGGUCCGAAAGGACCCCCUGGAGCUCCAGGCUACCUGGGCCCCCAGGGGCAGAAGGGGAUGCCAGGGGUGGGUGGCAGACCGGGUACCCCCGGGUACCGUGGGAAUGACGGAGGGAGGGGCCACCUUGGUCUUCAAGGCAUGGAAGGACACCGUGGUAACCCAGGUACUACAGGGUUGCCUGGCAUGCCUGGACGCAGUGUGAGUGUGGGAUAUCUGCUGGUGAAGCACAGCCAAUCAGAGCAGACCCCCAUGUGCCCCGUGGGCAUGUCCAAGCUGUGGGAUGGCUACAGUCUACUGUACUUCGAGGGCCAGGAAAAGGCCCACAACCAGGACCUAGGUCUGGCAGGCUCCUGCCUCCCUCGUUUCAACACCAUGCCCUUCCUGUACUGCAACCCCGGAGACGUCUGCUACUAUGCCAGCCGCAAUGACAAAUCCUAUUGGCUGUCCACCACCGCACCCCUUCCCAUGAUGCCCGUGGAAGAGGAUGAGAUCAAACCCUACAUCAGCCGCUGCUCUGUGUGCGAGGCUCCGUCUGUCGCCGUCGCCGUGCACAGCCAGGACAUCACCAUCCCACAAUGCCCCGUGGGCUGGCGCAGCCUGUGGAUUGGCUACUCCUUCCUUAUGCACACAGCAGCAGGUGACGAGGGUGGUGGUCAGUCUUUGUCGUCCCCUGGUUCCUGUCUGGAGGACUUCCGCACCACUCCCUUCAUCGAGUGUAACGGGGCCAAGGGCACCUGCCAUUACUUCGCCAACAAACACAGCUUCUGGCUCACCUCCAUCGAACAGUCCUUCCAGGCAGAGCCUGCCUCCGAGACCCUGAAAGCAGGCCAACUCCUCUCACGCAUCAGCCGAUGUCAGGUCUGCAUGAAGAACCUGUGACCUGGCUCACACUUAGUCCCCUUUGACCCUGUGAUGUAAUUUCCUUUGACCGUACCCCCCCACCAAACACAAUUCAGGUAGACAUUACACUUAGGCACAGAUCUAGGAUCAGCUCACCCUCCCUAAAUCUUAACCUUAGCCAUAAAGGGGAGAACACAAAACAGACCUUAGAUCAGCAUCUUGUGAUGACUGAAGGACUGUGUGAACGCUUCAAGUGGAGAGCAAGUGUCCUGUGGUGAUAAUUGGAAAAGAAGCCCCGGCAUGAAGUCAACAGCGAUAUGAAAUAUACAUGUUAAUGUUAUUUUUUAAAUUGUUCGUUCUAUUUGAUAUGGUGCUCUAACUUAUUACCUCAGCUAUGUUGUAUACAGUGCAUUUAGAAAGUAUUCAGACCCCUUCACUUUUCCCACAUUGUUACGUUGCAGCCUUAUUCUAAAAUGACAAAGCAAAAGGUUUUUUUCAACAUUUUUACAAAUGUAUUAAAAAAACAACACAGAAAUACCGUAUUUACGUAAGUAUCCAGACCCUUUGCGAUGAGUCUCUAAAUUGAUCUCAGGUGCAUAUUGUUUCCAUUGGACAUACUGUUUCUACAACUUCAUUGGAGUCCACCUGUGGUAAAUUAUGUUGAUUGGACAUGAUUUGGAAAGGCACACACCUGUCUAUAUAAGGCCCUACAGUUGAUAGUGCAUGUCAGAGUAAAAACCAAGCCAUGAGGUCAAAGGAAUUGUCUGUAGAAACUCCCCAACCACAGGUGUGCCAAACUUGUAGUGUCUCCAGGCUGUACUGAGUAAAGGGUCUGAAUACUAAUGUAAAAUUUCAGUUUUUUGUUUUUAAUACAAAAACACUAAAAACCACUUUGUCAUUGUGUGUGAUUGAUGGGGGGGACAAUUUCAUCCAUUUUAGAAUAAGGCUGUACCGUAACAAAAUGUGGAAAAAGUAUACUAUCCGAAUGCACUGUACCUAACAUGUUUAACUGACCAUACAGCUGAAAGAACCAAAGAUGCCUGUGUACGCACUGCUUCAGUUAUCAAUGAAUCUAAUGAUUGAUAAUAUUGAUUGUGUGUGCACUGCUUCAGUUAUUUAGAUUGUUUAAGUGCGCUUACCUUUUAUUAUUCAGGUAUACAGUAAUGCCACUACACUAACCCUCUACCAAUUGUAAAUGAGGUUUGGUUGAGUUUAAGUGAAAAGAAAUGCUCUUAACAUUCAGUAUUAAUCUGCUUUACAUCAAGUCUUCUUCUCACGUAACAUAACAUUUAUGCAUCAAGAGGCCUUACAGUGCAAACUGUUUGUUAACAAUAUAUCAAGUGUAUGUAUCAAUAUAUAUUACAGAUCUUACCCAUUCAUAUAUUGUUUGUCACAAAAUGCACUGAUUUACUUUCCUACGUAUAUUUAUAUCCACUGAAUGAACUUGAUUUUUAUUGUGCUCAGAACUAAAAAAUAUAUUUUGUAAAAUUGGCCAUGAGUUCGAUGUGCUAUGAAUCCAUUGAAUUCUAUUGUAAUUGAGUCAUAACAAAAAAUAAAAUGUUUUGUUUGUUAUA